Messenger RNA from Macrosteles quadrilineatus (aster leafhopper), 1279 nucleotides. Its product is annotated as facilitated trehalose transporter Tret1-like. The record is from RefSeq and is a predicted model, not a curated record. The transcript has 3 exons. Gene Ontology annotation, molecular function: transmembrane transporter activity. Gene Ontology annotation, cellular component: membrane. The coding region runs from base 14 to 1156 and encodes 380 amino acids. NCBI's taxonomy places the organism in Eukaryota, Metazoa, Arthropoda, Insecta, Hemiptera, Cicadellidae. Gene Ontology annotation, biological process: transmembrane transport.
AUCCACAUUGCCCAUGCUGGUGUCCUGGUCCUUGGUGACGUUCAGCUCCUCUGUGUGGGGACUGUACGUGGGCCGAGUAUUGGCUGGACUCGGGGUAGGGCUGAUUAGUGUAGCUGCUCCUAUGUACAUUUCUGAUGUAGCCGAAGACUCUGUUAGAGGUACAUUGGGCACCUUUUUCCAGCUGCAAAUGACCGUCGGUGUCCUCUUUGUUUACCUUGUCGGUCUACUGAAGGAUGCGCUGUCGAUAUCACUGGUAUGCUCAAGUCUGCCGCUGGUGUUCAUCUGCACGUUUGUCUGGAUGCCCGAGACGCCCAGCUUUCUAUUAUCCAAGGGGAAGGACAAAGCUGCGGCAGAGGCUCUCCAGUGGCUCAGAGGCUAUCACUACAACAUACAGCCAGAGCUGAGCGUGCUGCGAGAGGUGGUGCGAGCGAACGGGAACAGCAAGGGCAGUAGCCUGGGUGAACUACUGUCUGACCCAGCCAACACUCGCGCCCUCGUCGUCACCCUGGGCCUCAUGGCGUUCCAACAGCUCAGCGCCGUCAACGCAGUAAUCUUCUACUCUCAGCCCAUCUUUGAGGCUGUUGGCAGCUCUAUUGACCCAACUGUCUCCACCAUCGUGAUCGGAGGGGUUCAGGUUCUAGCGACAUAUACAUCCACUGUGCUGAUAGAGCGAGCCGGACGUCGUGGUCUGCUGCUACUCUCCUCAGCUACCAUGAGCCUCUGUCUGGGUCUAGUAGGGAUGCACUUCCUUCUCCAUGACCAGAACGUAUACCUGCCGGCAGCCCUCCCUCUCGCCUUCCUAGCCGUCUUCAUCUUCGUAUUCUCCCUCGGUUUCGGUCCAGUGCCCUGGCUCCUCACUGGAGAGCUGUUCCCCGACAGCCUCAAGGGAUUGGCUGGUUCGUUUGCCGCCAGUGCUAGCUGGUUGUUGGCAUUCAACGUUACAUUCUUCUUCAACGUUCUCAAGAGUGACAUCGGCUACGGCUCCACGUUUUGUAUUUUUUCGGGCUUUUGCGUGAUGGCGACUGUUUUCGUUGGACUAUUUCUACCAGAAACUAAAGGUUACAGUUUGGAAGCCAUUCAACAUAGCCUCAGAGGCGAAAAGAUACUGGACCAAGACAAGCUUCCGAGCACGGACACUCUGUCACGAUUGUUGUAAAUGUGUUGUCUGACAUUCUCCUUCCCCAUGAACACAGGGUUAUAAUUGUACAAAUUGUUUAUUUGUGUAUUGUACUUAAAUCGAUAUUUAUGUGUUAAAUUAAAGUAUGUGCUGUUCAACUUG